ACUCGGAGUAAUCCGUUGUGAACCGUGUCGAGAAAUCGGCUCAGCUGAUACUUAACCUCAACCACAUCAACUUCGUUUAUCUAUCAGUAUUUGUGAUCUGUGGUCCUUGACUCGAUAUGUCCAACUUGAACAAUAGUGCUGCGCUGUCUUGAAAAUUCAGCUCAGAUCUCUUAUUCCCAAAGUUCACCUUUUUUUCAAGUUUCCAUCUUCUUAGGACGGACUCAUCAUGGCGACUAAUGCUGACGCCACUGCACCAGCAACAAGCACGCCUCCCCGCAACUCUGGCUUGCCCGUCGACCUCAAGUCCACCCCACACGCAGUUGGCUCCGCUGUUGUCAGCGAACAUAUCGAUACUGUGGGCGUCGAUGUCAGUGAUGUCAGUCCAUGGAUCGAGCGCGACGUCAGGAACUACGAGCAAUGUGGCGCAGACAAAAUGCUGCAGCAGCUCCUUGAAAUGUGCAUAGAUUCUUCCCAAUCCCUUCCUCCCAGUCAGAAGUCUACGCUGCUCGAUUCCUCUCUCGACGCUGUCCUGCACCUCUGCAAUGAAUCAGAUGAAGCGCAGAAGAUCAAGCGACACUUCAUUAAAUUUUGUGAUGCUGAGAGCGAAAUCCCGUCUUACCCUGAUUUCGUCCAGGCUGCCAAUUGUGCACUUCGUGGACUAAGGAAGGUCGACGUACCUGGAAUACCAGCUUUUCAGGAUGACGACGAAACCAAUAUCCUCUUUCAUGUGAAUGAUCCAUCAUACAUACAACAAGAACAUCAGGGCAAGAAGUCUAGCCGCAAGCCUGAUGUCGUGGUCGUUUCUCACCAGAGCGCUGCGGAUAUCAUUCCGGAGGGAAAACCUAAAAAUGUCUACCAGUCUGCGUGCAAGAAGCCCACCAAAGACCAUGAGAACUUCCAAUGGACGCAGGUUCGAACGACAUUUGAGUUCAAACGCAAGAAGAAGCGUCUGCCUCAUCCGCCGUCUACUUACACGAAGGGUUAUGUGGUUCCUAAUGUCCUGUAUAUGAAUUAUGCGAAGGAGACGAACGCAUCUGCUAAGCCAGCAGACCCAGCACCUGCCGCUGGUCCUCAGACCUCCUACAAGAAGUCAAACGAGUUACAAAAUAUAUCCGAGCGACUCAGAAGCAACAAACGCGGCUCUGAUCAUUUAAGCUCCAAUCAGCCGCCCAACAUCAAACGAUCCAAACAGGACGAAGAGGGGCAAUCCGGGCAGGACCAGGGCGAAGAGGAGGAGGAUGAGGAGGAGGAUGAGAAGAAGAAGAAGCCGAGGAAACAUCAUCCUGUGGUUCAGAAUGGUUUGUAUGUCGCAGAGAUGUUUGCGGCUCAUAUCGCGCGUCAGCACGUUAUCUCCUUUAUAGUUAACAACGACGCCAUCCAUAUCUGGUGGUUCGAUCGUCAGCACACGAUUCAAUGCGCUGGCAUCAACUUCGUUCAGGACCUUCCACGCUUUGUGGUUUUGCUCUUCAUAUUGCAGCGCAUGGGAUACAAGCAAUGGGGCCUUCAUCCGUUAUUUGAACCUAAACCUGGACACACGGGCGAAAUUAUCGUCGAGUAUGAGGACAACGAGGAAAAAGAAGACAAGGAAAAGGACAACCGGAAUAAGGACUGUCAGCAUCAGAAUAAGAAGCGGAUCGACCUUACAUUAGAUUUGAAGUCUGACAAGCGCAUGACUCACUUCGGUCUACGCGGACGUGCAACCACUGUCUUUCCAGUGACGAGCAAGGCGCUAUCGGCCCUGCCACGGCGGUCCCAAUUUCGCAAUCAAUCCACCAAAUUGGUUGCCAAGCUUUUUUGGCCAGAAGAAGCACGCCAGAGCGAGCCAGAGAUCCUCGAAGAGGUCUACAAGGUCGCGAAUGAAGAUCCGGAUGUCUUGGGCCAUGUUCCAGAGAUGGUCUGGUUCUACAAGUUUGAGGAAACAUCCACGGCGAUAAUCAGAAAGGCGCUAGGAAUCGAUGAUACGGGCAGCCGCGUCCUAUACAUCAGUCGUAUUCAGAGAGCUUGAGCCGAUCACGACGCUGAGCGGGGAAGAGUUCCUCCUCGCAUGGUGGGAGCUUGUCAAGUGUAGGUGUCUUGUCCUUUCUGCGUUCU
This is a messenger RNA of Suillus bovinus, 2091 nucleotides long. RefSeq lists its product as uncharacterized. The coding region runs from base 227 to 2005 and encodes 592 amino acids. The record is from RefSeq and is a predicted model, not a curated record. The transcript has 5 exons. NCBI's taxonomy places the organism in Eukaryota, Fungi, Basidiomycota, Agaricomycetes, Boletales, Suillaceae.